ACAGCUAUUAAUAGACACUGAAAAGUAAACAAACAAGACAUGUGCCAGGAAGUUAAAAAAUCGUUUAGUGACUACUAUGGCAAAUUAUUUGGGAAUCUUUUAUUUGUUGUCAUUAUCUUAUAAUUAUGAAGUGCUUGCACAAAAAUAUUUAACAGUUAAUGGAACAAACUUUAUGUUAAAUGGCGAAAAGGUGUUUUUGUCUGGGGUGAAUCAAGCCUGGUAUAGAUAUGGGGGCGACUUCGGAAACAAAAGUUAUGUAAAUUCCAAACCACAUCUUGUGCGCACUUUCGAUGCUCUGAAAGCUAAUGGAGGAAACUCGAUCAGAAUGUGGGUUCAUACGUCCGGCGGAAACACCCCGGCAUUCAACUCCACUGGUCACGUGACAGGACCGGGACCAAACACGACACGUGACUUACUUGACUAUGUCCGGGAAGCGCAGAGCAGAAAUAUUCUGGUGACGUUCUCGCUCUGGAACGCUGUAGACCUUAAAGCAGGGUUACCGAUCGAUGGGUUAUUGCAAGACGAAUCUAUCCUACAAUCAUACAUUACAAACGCACUGAUUCCCAUUGUUCGAGCACUGAAACAGCAAAGGGAAAUGGCUAUAUGGGAAAUAAUGAACGAGCCGGAGGGUUCCAUGUUGAUGGAAACUGAGGACAAGACAGAACCUUGUUACGACACAUCUACAAUACACCUCUGGGACUUUGCAGACUGGACAAGGCAGAGUAUACCUCUGAAAAAUUUCCUCAGAUUCAUUGGGCUACAGGCUAGCGCAAUCCAUCGCGAGGACCCAAAGUCGUUGGUUACCGUCGGAUCUUGGACAUACAAAUCAAUUACAAACGCAUUAGACCGGCGAAAUUUCUACUCGGAUUACUGUCUACAGCGGGCAAGCGAUGGUGAACCGGGAGCACGUCUUGACCUCUACCAGAUACAUACAUACGAUACAUUCUACAUAUAUCUCCCACAUGACCCCUUCAUGGUAGAUGCUAGCGUUUAUAAACUGGACAAACCUAUCAUAAUUGGAGAAUUUAGUCAGAAGAAAGGCGGGUUUUUGACGUCACCAGAACAAUUCACAUGGGCUUAUAACCAUGGUUACAAUGGAGCAUGGUCUUGGAGUGCAAUAGAUUCAGAUGAUGCUGCAGACACUUUGGCCGUCCAGGAGACUGGUUUACGAUCACUGAAAGACAAAAAUGACCAGUCAAAAGGCGGACGUGUAAAUAUAAACCUACAGGAAACGGAAGUGACGAGAUGUUUUCUGUAUAUAUUAUUUGGCUACAUUGCAUGGAUCGCAGAUAUCAUAUUUGUCCUUUGACAUUUAUAAUAAAAACUAGUACUUUGUAGUGUAUUAAAUUAAGAAGUUUUAUUAUGAAUAAGUUUGCACGAACUUUUUUCUAUCACACACAUGAUCGAAUGAACAUUUUGUGAUACUUCAUAUAGUAUUACUGUAUCAUGAAUUAAAUUCCCGUUAGAAUGUGUGUUUUUUUUUGCAGUCCAAAAAACGUAAUUGUAUGAAUUUGACCUUUUGUCAAAUUAUGACAAAAUGUCCGGAUUCAUUUUUGCAAAUGCGACACUAAACCAUGACCAAAAGUAAACACGGACUUGGCUGCUGUUAUUUUUGCGGCGCAUCAUUUGGUUUCAUCAACUUUUUUUCAGAAUGAAUCUUAAUGCUUUAUAAUCCUUUUUAACACAAAUUUACACCCUUCUUUGCUCAUCGUGCCUUUUUGUACUUGUAGGAAUUCCUGUUUUCUGUAAAAUCGUGUUUUUGUUUUACAAAGUUCUUUACCAGUAUUAAUCUCUGUUGUUUCAACGCUUUGUUGUUGUAUAAUAAAAAUACUUUGACAGCCAAGUGUA
Molecule: messenger RNA, 1848 nt
Organism: Mercenaria mercenaria
Lineage: Eukaryota; Metazoa; Mollusca; Bivalvia; Venerida; Veneridae
Product: mannan endo-1,4-beta-mannosidase-like
Exons: 7
Coding region: 77-1309 (410 amino acids)
Source: RefSeq, a predicted model, not a curated record